AUGCGGGAUCGAGACCGGUCGCCCUCGGACCGCUACAAUGACCGAGGCGCACAAUACAGCGACAACGAACGCCGCCGCGUAUCGGGCGAGACCCGAAACAACCAACCCCCCUUCCAGUCCAACCGCGACAGCUUCCGCGAUGCCAACGCGCGGGACCCACCACGCGGGCCGAAGUCGCUAGGCGACCUCCCUGGCGCGCCCCGUGGCGGCGGUUUUGGGGGCGACUUUCGAGGACGCGGCCGUGGAGCUGGCCCAGGCCGUGGAUGGAUGCGGGAGGACAGCCGCGAUAGUAAAGGUCCGCGCGACCGGGACGACUUCCGGGACCGGCGCGACCCGCCAUUUCGAGACGAUCGCAGUCGCGAACGCGACCGCGACUGGCGAGACCCCCCGUUUCGAGGACGAUGGAACUCGCCGCCUACCAUGGGUCGCGGCCCACGAUCACCACCAGGACGCGGAGAUCCGCCCGGUCGCGGCGACCCACCCGCGCGGGGUGACUCUCUUCGUGGCGACUCGCUUCGCGGUGACUCUGUCCGUGACUCUGUCCGCGACAACGUGCGUGAUAGCGUGCGUGACAACGUCCGUGGCGAUGCGCCUCUCCGCACAGAGGGAAGCAACCGCGAUCCACGCGAUUUGCACACCCCGUUGCGCGACGCACGCGACAUACUAAGCACACGCGACAUCCGCGAGAUCCCACUCGGGGGGUUGUCCGAUACCUCUGACCGGCCCAUGGGAAGGCGAGGGUCACGCGACGGACCACUGUCGGCUGGCUCGUCGUCGUCUGAUCCCAUCUUCAACUCAGCGCAGUCGUACCGUGGCUCCACGCCAGGUCGUGGUCGCCCGGCGCCUGGCCGAGGACGGCCCCAGGGUGACUGGGAACAGCGCGGACGCGGUGGCCGCGCUGGUAGUAUCUACGACGAUCGCGAUCGUUUCCCGCGCAGCCGGUCUCAGGAAGGCCGGUGGCCGCGCAACGACCGCGACGACCGCGACAGCUACCGCUACGGCCACGAUGACAGCCAACGUGCCCGCAACCGCGACGACCGCGACACGCGCGACUCGCGGGACAUGCGCGAUCGCGAUGGCCCAUGGCCAAAGCAGGACCGCAGCUCCCUCCCCCGCGAUACCAUCUCCCGCGAGCCUUUGCCGCGCGAUUCAGCUUCCCGCGACCCUCCCUCUCGUGAGCCGUCCGCUCGCGAACCUCCAAUCACCCGUGAUGCCGCGCAACCACCGGCAUCACCGCCACCGGUCGCCCCCUCGGCGCCUGCAUUUGGCUCGAUACCUGCGCGGCCGCCGUCCAUUGCUGAGGCAUCCACUGGAAAGCCAACAUCCGUGGCCACGCCCAAGACAGGAAGCGAUGAGAAACAGGCAAACUCGUCUACGACGCAGACGUCGGCACUCGCUUCGUCUUCGGAUACGUCGUCAACCGUCCCGGCAAAGCCACCUCCGACGAGCGGUGCCCCAACCGGCCCGCGUCUACAGCAGCCGCUGCCGCCCAAGCCCCAGCGCGCAUCAAGUGUGCAGUGGGUGAACCCGGGCAAGGAUGCAGCAGGGGCUGCGAAAUCUACCGGUGCUGAUUCACCCAAACCCGGCCUCUCGCCAAGUGCAGUGGCGGACCAACCACAAGACAAAGACACUGCGUCGACGUCGUCCAAGGUCGCCACAGAGAAGUCAAACAAGCGCCCGCGCCCUGAUGAGAACAGCGCGGCGCCUUCUUCCGAUGCACCGAUGCUCGACGCCGACCAAAGCGAGCCUGGCGAAAUCGCCGACGGUACUCCGGCCUCACGUCCAGCUGCGGAGAAGACGGCACGUUCGCCUCUCCCGACCCCCUCCAAUAUAUCCGAUACCAAGAGGCCAACGGGAAUAUUUGCCCGGAACGCCGCUCUUGCGCGAGACACUGCCGUCGCCAAAGCGUCACAGCCGAAGCAAACCAGCCCAGGGUCUAACAAGCAAGAGAAGGAGAAGGAAACAGAGCGAGACGAAACUGCCAAGGACAAGAAGCCACAGUCGAGCACACAGCCGCAGCCAAGGCCGCAAAACCCAUCCGAGACGAAGCCAUCCGAGUCCCCUAACCCAGCCAACACGCCAUUGCUGGCCGAGAAGAGUAAAGAGAGCAUCAAGGCGGGUGCGCUAGCCGUCAAACCGGAAGAGCCUGCGGCCAAGCCAGCACAACCAGCAGAGGUGAGCAAGGAUGCGCGGAAGGAUGUCGUCAGGGUACAGGAAAAGCAAGACCAAGAGAAGGACGGAGAGAAAGAAACGGACAAGGCGCAGAACAAGGAUGCCCCCGUCAAGUCAUCUCCGCUGCCUACUGUCUUGGCCCCUGCCUCUUCUGCUGCUUCGACCACGGUCCCGAAGGCGGAGCCCUCCAAAGUCGCGGUUGACCAAAACCCUGCGGUCGACGUCGACGCGCUGAUGGUGUCUGUCCGCCGCGGGUCGCUUGCCUCGACAGCUCCUGAUCGCACGUCCGACUCCGACGAAGAAGACAUGAACGACUACUUUGACGUCGAGAUUGAGAAGCACGAGGCGCAGCUCAAGAAGUUCCGCGCUCAGGCUGAAGCCAUCCCCAAAGAGGGUGUAGCCCGUGCUGCUCUGCUAGAAUCGUUUUUGGUCAAAGACAUGCUCGAAGCGAACAUUGGGCUGCUGGAUGUCGUUGGGACGGUUCCGGAGGACACCCUCGCCGCCUGGCGGAAGGCCGACCAGGCGUCGAAGAAGAUUAAGGAGGAACCGGCAGUCUCAGCUCUUCCCACCGCCACGCUUGCCGGUGCCUCGCCGACGGCAGCAGGCAAACCCGCUUCCGAUUCAACUGCCGCAAAACCGCCAAAGGCGCCGGCGACCGGCUCCGAAUCGGCUGCGGACAAGAUGGACGUCGACAAUGCUCCUGUGACUGCAUCGUCAAUGGCCGCCAGUAAACCUCCGAUUCUGUCUCCUACCGCCACCACAUCACCCACGGCGAGGGCCAAGUCGCCAAUCAAGACGGAGAAAAAGCCCGCGGUCAACGCUGCGGAAAAUAGUGCCAGUGCCGUUCCCACACCUGUUUUGCCGACACAGAGCCCGAUCCCAGCAGCAUCAACCGACGGCCUACCGACCAGCAACGGGGUGCAGCCCCAGCUGCAGUCAUCGGCCGACUCGCCCCCGGGUCUCGAGCAAGCCCGCCCAUCGAGCCCAUCACAACCCGAGGAGGACGAGGACGCUACCGAUGUGGACGAAGUCGACCUGUCGUACCCCGACGUGGCGCGGUUUUAUAUGAAGACGCCGCCCCUGGAGGACCUGCCCGACUACAGCUGUUCGCCAUGGUACGAAAACCGGGCAGCCCUCGACGAAAACGACACCACGCCCGACAUGGACGACUUUGUUCUCAAGCACAUGCGGCAGCUCGAUCUCGUCAAGACCGAAGAGCAACAACAACAGAGGAAUCAAUACCACGACAACUAUGUCAAGUACCUGCAGUUUACAGAGUCGGACGACAUUGUUGCCGUCAAGAGCCGGGAUAAGUACAUGGGCAUUCACGGCAUGGCCGAGAUCCCCGCGCCGGCCACACCGCCCGCGGAACCCGCGCGGCCCGAAGGUCGUGGCACCGGACGACGCUUUGCCACGGAACGAGACCUCGAACGUGUGCUUCAGGCCUCAAUGCGCGAAGAAGACGAGCGUAAGGAGCGCGAGCUUCGCGCACAAAACGAGCGCUACGCCAGCAACAAGGAGGCGACGAUCCCCGGCAUGUACUGGACAGACGAGGAACGGAUGGAGGCGCUGUUUAUCGACCGGUCUGGCUUCCUGCCACCCGAGAAGAUGGUCACGUCCUGGCAGGUCUUGCCACCCGUCAUCAACUUUACGCCCGAGGAAGUGGAGCUGUUCGAGAAGGCGUACCUCGAGUUUCCGAAGCAGUGGGGCCGCAUAGCCGAGGCGGUGCCGAACCGAGACUUCCAUGCCUGCAUUCAGUACUAUUACACGGUGAAGAAGGAACUGAAUCUCAAGGAAAAACUCAAGCGCCAGCCCAAGCGACGCAAGAAGGGCACGCGCGGCAAGCAGCGGUCGAGUGCGCUUGUCUCGGAGCUCGGCAACCCCGACGAAAACGAGGACUCGACGGCCAACGAGACGGGCGAAAACGGCGAACGGCGUCGGCCGCGACGCGCGGCUGCGCCGACAUGGGGCUUCGAGACCGCGUCCGCAUCCGCUGCCGAGUCGGACAGCGCAACGCCUGCGGCCACACCCGGCCGUCGCCGUGGUGGCGCAGACGGCACCGAGAAGCCCGACGGCCGCAGGAACCGGCGCCGCGCUCCCAAGGACAAGGACAAGGACAAGGAGGCCAAGGACGGCGUCAAGGAUGGCAAGGAUGGCAAAGACGCCAAGGACGCCAAGGACAGUCCAAAGGACAGCAAAGAGGGCAAAGAGGGCAAAGAGGGCAAGGAGGCCAAGGAGGCCAAGCAGCCCAAGACGCCGCAAAUCCUUGCACCCACACCGCCCGGCACGGCCGCCGGCUCGGGCAAGCCUGGACGCUCACGGUCCAACUCACGCGUCCAGGGCAGCCCACGGCCGCCAAGCGAGCAGAGCCAGCAGCCGCCGUCGCAGCUGCAGCAGUCGCUCAUGCCGCCGAAAGUACAGCAUCGCAAGGACGGCGCGCCGGCGACCAUCACACCGAUCCCGGCACCCAAUGCGCCACCCGCCCCGAGAAUGUCGCACUACUACGACGGCCCGCCGGGCACUCCUAACAGCGGCAUGCACCCUCCUCCUCUUGCAGCCGCGGCGCAGCCGGGCACAACGCCAUUGGGCACCGCAGAUUCGAAGACAGCGGGCGACGCGAGCAACGGCCGUCUCGGCUACGGCGCCAUGGUCGAAAAGGCCUUGACGCCGGCCGCGCAGAAUGGCGACAUGCUGGCACCUCCGUCCUUGCGGCCGGAGCAGCCGCCGCCGCCGCUGCAGAUUGGCCUCAGCAACUUUGACCCCAACGCGCAUACGAAGCCCUUCUACCGGCCCCCAAUCCCGCAGACGUCGAGCUACUGGAGCGUUUCCGAGUGCAACGACUUCCCGGCUCUUCUACGGUCAUUUGGCACGGACUGGUAUGCGAUUUCGGUGCAUAUGCAGUCCAAGACGCCCGUCAUGGUCAAAAACUACUAUCUUCGGCAGAAGAAUGAGAAGAAGGCAGAGUGGGAGGCGAUUGCCCACGAGGCCAACUUCAAGAAGCACCGAGGCGAAAAGAUGCCAUCGCCGCCGCCGCCGCCGCUCGUACCCCGGAAGAGAACGGACACGGGUGGUGUGUCGCGCAUCUACACCCCGCCCGGCUCCGCGGCUGGUAUUCCGGCCAGCAAGACGGGCGAUGCUGUCGACGACGCCAAGGUAGAGGGCGGUGCCGGACCGUCGCAGUUUGGGCGUCUGAUCCCGGCUGUGCCCAUCGCACAGGCACCACCGCCAGCACCCCCUCUGCCGUCCCAGUCAGGCGGCGGCGCAACCCACAACCCCCCACGACGUCUGCUGUUGCCUCGGCAGCGGGUGGUGCCGCAGCACAGGUACCACCCCAGGUGGCAGGCACAGGUGCCACCGCCCACUGUAGCGUACCAGCAGCACCAGCCGCACACACAGCACACACAGCACACACCACAGUCCAUCCUCAUGCCGCAGGGUGCGACGGCAGGUGGCCAAGCCAUGUCACCGACGGCGCGGCCAAUAAGAGGCCCGACGUCGGUCGUUCCGCCACCGUACGGUGCAGCCUACCACGACAGGGAUGCCGUGAACGAACAGCAGAUGCGCGCAGGAUCUGUGGGACCGCCACCGCCAGGCCCGCAGCAGACGCCUGUUGGUGCUUCGUCUGGCAGUGGCGGUGUGCGUAUGGCCCCAAAGCAGCCGCCCCCGCCUCCGCCGCCACCUCCACCACCACCCUCGUCUGCAGCCGUUACCGCCUCCUCAGCAGCAGCCCCGGAACCCCUCGGCCAGCCGCGACCCACGACGUCCUGGGCCGAUCCGACAAGCGACGCGGUCGACGCGCGCCUCAACUCGCUUGCCCAGCGCCAGCGCCAACAGCAACAGCAACAGCAACAGCAACAGCAACAGCAGCAGCAGCAGCAGCAGCAGCAGCAGCAGAUGCGGCCCGACGAUCCUGCGUCGUCUCGCCCGCCCGAGAGUUCUGUCUACGAUCCGUACGCGUCAUCCACGCCGGGCGGCCGUGCACCUCCUCAUUACCGCAGCAACGAACCCGGCCCGCCGCAGUCGAUGGGCGGCAGCCGUCCUGCUGACCCGAUGCGUGUUGCGCAUACGCCGCCGCAGCCGUACGGCCAGUCGCCAGCACCGAUUAUCCAGCAUCAGCAGCCAAGUCGCAGUCUGCUCACCGAGCCGGUGCACCCGCAAGUCAUGGGCGGCGGCGACCAGCGCCACAGUCGCCCGAUGCACAGCGGCAUGCACGACGUGUACUCCAGCAGCGUGCCGCCGCCGGCGUCGACACCUACGCCCACGCCUGCCGCGGCGAGCCGGCCAGCCAAGACGUCGAGCCUGAUGGCCCUGCUGAACGAUGACCCGCCCGCACCUAAGAGGGUAAGCGAUGUAUCGUCCAGCGCGCCACAGUCGUCGACACCGCCGCCGUCCAUGGUGGGUCGCAACCCGCCACCGCCACCGCCACCGCCGCCCACGCACCACGACCCUAGCAAUCCUGUGUACUCUCCGUACGGACGCAACCCGCCGCCGCCGCCGCCUCAGUCCCAGUCGUCCAUUCCUCCGCUGAAGCCGUACCCGCCUGCCGCGCACAACUCUCCUCAGGUCCACAGCAUGGCUGGCCCAGGCGCGCGGUCCAGUGUCUUGUCGCCCGUCGAAUCUGCUGCCGCCGCCGACCGCGACUACUACAGCCGACACCCGUACCAAUCGCAGCGGCCGCCUCCUCCGUCACAGAGCUAUCCGCAGCAGCCAUCGCAGCAGCCUGGUGGCUACGGUGUUGGAUACGGGUCGCAGCCCCCGCCGCCGCAUGCAGCCUCGCCAACACCGCAGUACCCUGGCCACCCUCCGCCGAGUCGCCGCGAUCCAGUGCCGCAAGGCAGAGACGGCGGCUGGUCGCAAGGUCCGCCGCCUGCACCCCACUCUCACCACUACGGAGCAGCCGGCGGCCCCUCCCAGGGUCCGCCUCCGACGACUUCAUGGGGCGCGCAACAGCAGCAGUCACAACAGCAGCCGCCGUCGCACCACCACCACCUCAGCAGUGGUGGUAUGCGGGACGAUCGCGGGUCCUACGCUCCCCAGGAUCCUCGGAUGCAGCCGCAACAGCAGCAGCAACAGCCGCCGCCGCCGCCGCCGCAACACGCGCACUCCCACUCCCAUUCGCACUCGCACUCGCUGAGCGGUCGCUACCAGCCAUCCCCGGUGCCGCGGUCCGUUGAACCGGCGCCACCUCCGUCGCAACAACAGUCCCCCUACGGACGGUACGGCGGCGGCCCACCAAGCGGUCCGGGCGGUCCGGGCGGCCCUGGCCAACCACCGCCGCCGUCGCGUGACCCGCGCGAUGCCGGUCGCUACACUCCUGUCGGCUACGACAGCCGGGGUCCGCCGCCGCCACCACCCAACGAUGGCCAAGGACCACCGCCGGGGCCGUACGACCCGCGCGACCCGCGCAACCGGCACCGGCCGCAGGACGACUACGGGCGGUACCGCUAA
Molecule: messenger RNA, 7620 nt
Organism: Sporothrix brasiliensis 5110
Lineage: Eukaryota; Fungi; Ascomycota; Sordariomycetes; Ophiostomatales; Ophiostomataceae
Exons: 3
Coding region: 1-7620 (2539 amino acids)
Biological process (GO): regulation of transcription by RNA polymerase II
Cellular component (GO): Set3 complex
Source: RefSeq, a predicted model, not a curated record